Molecule: messenger RNA, 2200 nt
Organism: Durio zibethinus
Lineage: Eukaryota; Viridiplantae; Streptophyta; Magnoliopsida; Malvales; Malvaceae
Gene: LSMT-L
Product: Rubisco methyltransferase family protein
Biological process (GO): peptidyl-lysine monomethylation
Cellular component (GO): chloroplast
Molecular function (GO): protein binding; [ribulose-bisphosphate carboxylase]-lysine N-methyltransferase activity; protein-lysine N-methyltransferase activity
Source: RefSeq, a predicted model, not a curated record
AAAAGGAAUCAUGCAAGGCAGAGGAAACUUUGAUUAGUGAAUGCCAAAGAUUUUUGGAUCGCAUUGUAUGUAUCUUAGGGAUCAACCAUAUGCAAAGCAUUUUGUUGUAGACAAAUAUUUUUACCCAAUUCUAAUUGGAUUGAAGAAAGAAACCUUGGCUCAUUCCAUCAAAAGGAAGAUGAAAGAAACUUCGGCCCAUAACGGGUAAAAAGGCUUGCUAUCACUAUUUUCAAAAGAGAACGUUGAGAAUUGAGAUGCUUCAUGUUUUUUUUUUCGAAGAAGAAAUAAAUGGAGACAAUAUUUUUUGACAAUAUGAUGUCCAAAAUUAAAGAAUUUAAUCAUCUAAUCCACAACCACAAGCAAUAAAAUCCCCACCACAUCUCAAUUCUCGUCUCAUCCAAAAAAUCCAAAUGGCAGCAAUGCUCUUCACUUUCUCAUCGCCUUCGGCUUUCCCUUCUACUUUCCACUCUUCUUCGACAACUCUCAAACACUUUUCUUCUUUCACUGCUAAACCAACACUUUCCAUCCACCUUACAAAGAAACCCAUAUCUCUUUCAGCUACUUCUCUUCACUCACCAGCAACUGAUGACCCUCCACCAGAGGUCCAAACCUUCUGGCAAUGGCUCUGUGACCAGGGUGUAAUCUCUGCCAAGUCUCCUGUAAAGCCUGGAAUGGUCCCUGAAGGAUUUGGACUCAUUGCAAAAAAAGAUAUUUCCAGGAAUGAGGUUGUCUUGGAGAUUCCUAACCGGUUUUGGAUAAACCAGGAUGCAGUUGCAGCUUCUGAGAUUGGAAGUGUGUGUAGUGGAUUGAAACCUUGGGAGUCUGUAGCUUUGUUCUUGAUCAGGGAGAAGUUGAGGGAAGAUUCUAAAUGGCGGGUUUAUCUUGAUAUACUUCCAGAGUUAACAAAUUCAACUGUGUUUUGGUCAGAAGAGGAGCUUGCUGAGCUUCAAGGCACUCAACUCUUGAGCACAACAUUGGGAGUGAAAGAAUAUGUGCGGAACGAAUUCUUGAAAGUAGAAGAAGAAAUCAUCCUCGCUAACAAGCAGCUAUUUCCUGCUCCAAUAACAUUGGAUGAUUUCUUCUGGGCAUUUGGGAUUCUCAGAUCAAGGGCAUUUUCCCGCCUUCGUGGUCAAAAUCUUGUUUUGAUACCUCUUGCAGACUUGAUCAACCACAGCCCUAGCAUUACUACAGAAGAUUAUGCAUGGGAGAUUAAAGGCGCUGGACUUUUCUCUAGGGAUCUCCUUUUUUCUUUGCGGUCUCCUGUUUCUGUCAAGGCAGGAGAGCAGGUUUUGAUUCAAUACGAUUUAAACAAGAGUAAUGCUGAGUUAGCACUCGAUUAUGGAUUCGUAGAAUCAAAGUCAGAGCGCAAUGCUUAUACAUUAACGUUGGAGAUACCAGAGUCAGACCCAUUUUUUGGAGACAAGCUCGACAUUGCUGAGACCAAUGGUUUGGGUGAGACUGCCUAUUUUGACAUUGUUUUGGAUCAGCCGCUUCCACCAGGACUGAUUCCAUAUCUACGACUGGUGGCACUAGGGGGAACAGAUGCUUUCCUCUUGGAAUCUAUUUUUAGAAACACAGUUUGGGGCCACCUUGAUUUACCUGUAAGUCGUGCCAAUGAAGAGCUCAUAUGUCGGGUUGUCCGUGAUGCCUGCAAAUCUGCUCUCUCUGGCUAUCAUACCACCAUUGAAGAGGAUGAAAAGCUGAUGGAAGGGGGCAAUCUAGAUCCAAGGCUGGAAAUUGCUGUGGGAAUAAGAGAAGGGGAAAAGAAGGUGCUGCAGCAAAUUGAUGAGAUCUUUAAGGAAAGGGAAUCAGAAUUGGAUGAGUUGGAAUAUUACCAAGAAAGGAGGCUCAAAGAUCUUGGUCUAGUUGGAGAGCAAGGUGAAAUAAUCUUUUGGGAGACCAACUAGGACUUGUCAAAGUAUCAACACCCAUGUGUUAAGAUUGAGGCAACUAUUGAUGGCAACUCCAAAACAUCCGAACUGUUAUUAUUUAGCUGGCACACCUUUUUCAGAUUGAGCAAGAACAGAUGAUAAUACAACCAACAGAUGCUUCAAUCUUCUACCAGGAUUUAUGCCACUCCUUUUAUCAGUCAUCCACUUGAGCUAUAUUUAUUUCAUAACAAUUUAAUAUUGUAAUUUGCUUGUAGUUAGUCUGCUGAAAAUAAGAAUUGGAUGGAGUUGAACUUAAUCGUGUCUCAUGC